Messenger RNA from Daphnia pulex (common water flea), 807 nucleotides. It is a transcript of the gene Lnk, whose product is annotated as SH2B adapter protein 2-like. Gene Ontology annotation, biological process: intracellular signal transduction. The record is from RefSeq and is a predicted model, not a curated record. The transcript is spliced from 5 exons. Gene Ontology annotation, molecular function: transmembrane receptor protein tyrosine kinase adaptor activity. Gene Ontology annotation, cellular component: plasma membrane. NCBI's taxonomy places the organism in Eukaryota, Metazoa, Arthropoda, Branchiopoda, Diplostraca, Daphniidae. The coding region runs from base 1 to 807 and encodes 268 amino acids.
AUGGGUUCGCACGUUAAUUUUCCUAACCAGCAUUGGUCUGUCUUCAACAGAUCUCCAACAGAAGACGUAUUGCGCGAAGGAGAAAGCGAGUCGAAUGGAAAUUUAUCGACACCCGUCAGUGCAAACCAACCAUCCGAAUUCUCUGGUACACGAACUCUAUCUCUCAGGGGAUCUCGUUCCCUGCUCCCCGUCUCUCCCAGUGUCGAAGAUUCCGAUUUAGUCACUAGUCGACUUGAUCAGGAACAAGAUUUGUAUGGAACACUGAGACACUACCCUUGGUUUCACGGAACGUUGAGUCGAUCUGAUGCAGCUGGUCUCGUCCUUCAAGAAGGAGCUGUUGGACACGGAGUUUUCCUUGUUCGCCAAAGUGAAACACGUAAAGGCGAAUUCGUUUUGACGUUCAACUUCCAAGGACGCGCCAAACACCUACGCCUUACAAUUAGUAGUGAGGGACAAUGUCGAGUUCAACACCUUUGGUUUCAGUCAGUUUUUGACAUGCUGGAACACUUUCGUUCGCAUCCGAUCCCCUUGGAGUCGGGGGGUUCAUCCGAUGUUACGCUUACUCAGUAUGUAGUUGCCGAAUCCGCAUUUCAGGCGAUGACUGUGUCGACGUCUACUCGACAAGGGAUGAGCAACUUGUCAGACAGAAGAGUUGCGACUCCGCCCCUUAUUCGGGAGGUGAUUGUGAGAGGAGAAUCUGUCCGUCGAAGAAUCGAGUCAAUGGAACAACUUCCUUUGAAUCAACAAAAUAACGCAGGAAACUCAGGAUCCAGUCGUGCAAUCGAGAAUGCCUACAGCUUCACGUGA